Molecule: messenger RNA, 3012 nt
Organism: Perca fluviatilis (European perch)
Lineage: Eukaryota; Metazoa; Chordata; Actinopteri; Perciformes; Percidae
Product: serine protease 23-like
Exons: 2
Coding region: 136-1536 (466 amino acids)
Biological process (GO): proteolysis
Molecular function (GO): serine-type endopeptidase activity
Source: RefSeq, a predicted model, not a curated record
CGCUCCAGUUUUUUUUUUUUUUUUUUAAAGUAAAUGAUGGAAGCCAGUCUGCUGGAAGCCGUUUGGAUGGAGAGGAUUUCUUAUUAAUGAGAAGGACAACAUUUACUGGAAGUUUAAAUUAAUGUUUUCAGUGGGAUGGGACUCAAUCACUUCCUGUGUCUGCUGCUCUGUGCAGCAGCCCUGACAGUUUCUGGAGUUUUUGCUAAAGAUGAGAACAGCGAGGCGAACAGGUGGGCCAGGCAGAGCCUCCCGGUGCUGCUGGACACACACACGGUGCCUUUAGACACCCCUUUGUUCACAGGGCAGCAGGAGGAUAAGGAGAGAGGAGGGACAAAGACACUCUGUGGAAUAGAGUGUCAAAGUAGCCUACCACCUUUGGACCAGACUGAGCAAGAGAGGAUUCUGGGAUAUGAGACAAUGUAUGAGAAUGGCACUCGCACACAUACAGAUAUCAGUUUGCAGGCUUUCAACAAGACGUCUGCAGGAGCACCAGCCCACUCACCAGCUCGCACUCGCAGGAAACGGCAGGUUUAUGGAGCAGAUGGACGCUUUGUGAUCUCUGACUUGUAUUUCAUCACCAACUAUCCCUUCUCUACCGCUGUUCGUCUCUCCACUGGCUGCUCUGGAGUCCUGAUAUCCCAGAAACACGUGCUAACAGCGGCACACUGCAUCCAUGAUGGGAGGGACUACCUAGGGAGUGCCAGAAGGCUUAGAGUUGGGGUGUUGCAGCUCAAGACUAAAAGUAGAAGAGGGGGUAGGAGGAGAGGAGGGCGGCGGAGGGCUGGGAGGAAAGAAGAUGGUGAGGAGCAGGUAAUGGAGGAAGGUGAGGAGCAGAAUAGUAUAGAUGGAGAUGUAGUGAGAAGGAGAAAGGGAGGCAAAGGCAGGAGACGCAGGGGAAGAAAAGAGGGUGAGGAGGGUGUAGCUGAGUUAGAGAGAGAAGGGAAACAAAGAAGUCUCAGCCGUAUAAAACGUAGUACUGAACCCCAGAAGCAGCCUGUCUUCCGUUGGACACGAGUCAAACAAACCAGAAUCCCUCAAGGAUGGAUCCAAAACAAGAGCUCCACCAACUCAGUGUCCCCUGACUAUGAUUACGCUCUCCUGGAGCUGAAACGGCCCCUCAAACAAAAGUACAUGGAGCUGGGAGUGGCGCCCUCUGCCACCCCCCUGACACGGAUCCACUUCUCAGGCUAUGACGCCGACAAAAGCCUGCUGGACGGGCGUGGAAAUGAGAAGGUGGUUUACCGGUUUUGCUCGGUGGCAAACACGUCUGACGAUUUGAUGUACCAGCGCUGUGACGCUCAGCCGGGCGCCACGGGAGCAGGUGUUUACGUUCGUCUGAGGCAGGAAGUGGGAGAGGAAGGCAGGAAAGGGAAGUGGCAGCGGAGAGUGAUUGGGGUGUUUACAGGCCAUCAGUGGGUGGAGGUGGAGGGCGGUGAGCAGAGGGACUUUAAUGUUGCAGUGAGGAUUACUCCACCCAAAUAUGCCCAGAUCUGUCACUGGAUCCAUGGAGAUCCAAGUCUCUGCAAAGAGGUUUGACUGCAAAGCGAUGGAUCUAGAAAAAUAUUUGUUGUCAGUUUCAAAGAGACUCAAAGAUCUGGGCUGAGUGUACAGUAUAAAACUUUUUUUUUUUAAGUCUUAAGAAUGGUUCUGAACUUUGACUUAUGACUUGAAUUUAUUUUAGUAAAAACUAGGACUUAGAAACUUUGUACAAAGAAGCUAACUUUUUAGCAAAGUAUGAGUGUGAAUCCUAAGUGCAGACUGAAGUGUUGUCAAUUAAGGACUACAAUCAUGUCUUCCCAAAAUGCACUUCCUGAAGCACUUCUGCUAAAAGCACGCCUCAAAAGGUUAUAUGUCAUGGCUGCAUCACAGCUUCAUGCUUGAUGCACACCUUGUCAUAAUUAAUUAAUAAUUAUAUAUACGCCAAAUAUAUUGCAGCCUGCAAGAAGAAAGCUUAUAGAAGCAUAAUGACGAUGUUAAUAAGUGCUGUUUUGGGGUAUUUUAAAAAUCCUAAAUGAGUUCAUGAAGAACAUAAUAACCAUUUUAAGACAUACUUAUCUGUGGAGGCACCAUCAAAUGUUUUUUAUAUGAAUUAAGUAAACGUUUAAUAGUUUAUUUCCCCCCCGAAAAAAAAAAGCACAUCAUUACUAUCAUGUCAUUACAUGUUGUAUAAGAGUGUGGGUAUUAGAACAGAUGUAUCUUUUAUUAAUUAUCAUCCUACAUUUCCAAAAUAUGGAAAGUGUGUAACCACUGCCUCAGCUGGUCACUCCUAACUAAUGUAGCAGACCUCUGGAGCUGUUUGGAGUAAUUAUAAAACCAAGUCUUAACACUUAAUAUUAUUCAUACAUGGCACUUAUUCUUAAGUGUAAGAAUAAGAACAAAAUUACUGUAAUUUUUGACACAUUCAAGACCAAAAUUUCACUCUGAGCAGCAUCAUACAUACCAGCCCUGGAAUUUUGAUCGGAGUUUGUCAGGCAAAUCUAAAUCCAGGAAUGCUGCACAUGUCCAUGGUUCUGGAUCUGUGGCCUGUUCAGCCAUUUAUCAGUUCAUUAAGAGGAUAUAGGCAAUCCUUGUGAAUGAGUCACAAAGGGCUAAAAAAAACAUGAGAAAGUGUUUGAAUUUGAGUUUCCUUGUCACCUUUUCUAAAAAUCACAUUUGUUUGUCUGUCUCUGAAAUACCUAACGUACAGUAUAUAACUCUGAAUCUUUAAUUAUGUAAAAAAAGAAAAGACAAAACCCUAUUUUUUAUCCUAUGUUGCACAAUGUAGACAUUUUGCUUUGUUUAAUUUUGUAUCGAAACAUACAUAAGUGAAACCUGUUGGUCCUCAUUUCACUUCAUGUUAAAGGAAUACUGGGUCCACACAACAUAUAUACGUAUUUUCUAAUGUUUAUAAUAUCUUGUAUUGUAAUUUUGUCUUAUUUUUUAACUGAAAUUGUCAUGCCACAAACAUACUUUCUUGUCAAAAGAAAGAAUUCAUGCUGACAACAAAUAAAAAAGCAGAACAGUAAGUGAUAA